This is a messenger RNA of Tachyglossus aculeatus (Australian echidna), 474 nucleotides long. RefSeq names its product small integral membrane protein 28 (gene SMIM28). The record is from RefSeq and is a predicted model, not a curated record. The coding region runs from base 1 to 474 and encodes 157 amino acids. Lineage: Eukaryota; Metazoa; Chordata; Mammalia; Monotremata; Tachyglossidae. The transcript has 2 exons.
AUGAGGUGGCUCUUAGGAAGCAACUGGAGGAAGUUCGAACAUGCCGACAGGGAAACCUACGACUGGUUACCUAGUGAACCCAGCCUGCCACUUCUGGAAACCCAGCUGCAGAGCACCAAUAAAGUUAGUUCCACCAAAGAAGACAUCGAGCCGUUUCUCUGCAUCAUCCUCCCAGCCACCAUUCUGCUCUUCCUGGCCUUCCUGCUCCUCUUCCUGUAUCACCGCUGCAAACACCAACAACCUCCAGGGCAGAUUUUCAGCAUCGACGUGCCCGAGGGCUCGCCCCAGCAAGACGGGACUGAUUUCCUCUCGGCCCUUCCCUGGACUAGCGAGCAGAGUUUUCACUACUCCACCCUGCUCCCAGAGGCUUCCUUCAUCAUGCUGUCCUUGCCGCCUUCUUAUGAAGAGGCCACCAUGAAAACCACUGAGGAGUUAGGGAUUGCCCAGAUACCGGUGCCACCUUACGAAGAUUGA